CAUGCCGUGACGCCCGAAGCCGCCAAAGAAGCCCGCUUUCAUCGCCUCGCCGCACAUGCACUUCCCCUCGCCGGCCGCGGCGCACCCCAUGUCCGCGCCCGCCGUCUCCUGCCUGCGCCUCGUCCUCCCCGGCUUCACCGGCCUCGUCUCCGCCUCCCUCAUCCUGAGCCGCGCCGCCCGCCCCCGCGGGGUGGCGGCCAGGUCGGGCGCACAGGGCGCGGCGCCGCCCGAUUCGGCGGCCAUCCUGCGGCGUCCGGCCGCCGCCACGACGGCCGCGGACGAGCAGGAGAGCGACGCGGACGCCUCGUUGGGCUCUCCGGUGGAGGAGGACGAGGCGCCGGAUGAGGGCAGGAGGAGGGGGGCGGAGAGGGAGUGGGUGGACUGGGAGGACCUCAUCCUCGAGGACACCGUGCCGCUCGUCGGCUUCGUGCGGAUGAUACUCCACUCGGGCAAGUACUCAAGUGGUGACCGGCUGACUCCUGAACAUGAAAAAGCCAUUCUUGAACGAUUACUGCCAUAUCAUCCACAAUAUGAGAAGAAAAUUGGAUGUGGUAUUGACUACAUCACGCUAGGGUUGCAUCCAGAAUUCGAGAACUCAAGAUGUUUGUUCAUAGUUAGGAUGGACGGCGAGAAAGUUGAUUUUUCCUUCUGGAAGUGCAUCAAAGGUCUAAUACGAGAAAAGUACCCCUUGUAUGCAGACAGUUUCAUUCUCAGACAUUUCCGCAGGAGGCAAGAUUACUAAAAUAGUGACUCGUACAAUUGUUUGGUGUAAUAUUCCUGUGAUUUUGAUUUGGUCCACAUGCCUUAAUAUCAUGUGAUUUUGCAA
Molecule: messenger RNA, 826 nt
Organism: Lolium rigidum
Lineage: Eukaryota; Viridiplantae; Streptophyta; Magnoliopsida; Poales; Poaceae
Product: protein DCL, chloroplastic-like
Exons: 3
Coding region: 56-742 (228 amino acids)
Biological process (GO): chloroplast rRNA processing; chloroplast organization
Cellular component (GO): chloroplast
Source: RefSeq, a predicted model, not a curated record